GAAAAGCGGUUGCGAAGGUGCCGGCGUCACCUGUAAACAAGGUUUGAAUCGGAGAAGCAGCUAGUGCUUAAUGAUAACACUAGUACAAAGAUAUUUAAAAACAAAACAAACAAACAAAAAAAAAAUCUGUAUAAAUUUAGAGAGCCAGGGAUGGACGAGUAAGUAGCUAGUUAGCUGAUGUUAAACAGGUUAUUUAUUAGGGGUUUUAAGCUAGUAACCCACAAAUGAGUCAACCGAGGAAUGGUAAGAAGAGCGAAGCAAGGCAGAGAGGUCGAAUAAAAGAUGGAGGACAGAUGUUAAGCACAAGAACAUGGAGAAAGCGGAGAGAUAUGUGGGUUUUAGCCGAGAGGAACCCGGCGGUGGUGCCGGUCGGCGCAUGGGUCGAGACUGGAGAGGAAGAACAGGAGCAUCCAGCGGUACGAGCGUUGCACACAGAGGAGCUGCUUGAAGAAACCCGCAGGGUGAAGGAGGAGAACCUGCGCCAGUUUCAGGACACGGUGCGCAGACGGGUAUCCGAGCAGGCCCGAAUACGUAAACAACAGCAGCUACAGAUGUUUUACAAAACAGCUGAAAGGGAUUGUCGAGUAUUCCAGCAGAGCAGUGACUCCGCCCAGCGCCUCACACCUCAGAAGAAUCUAUUUCCAUCCUGCCCACAAGGGGAGAUCGCUAUCUGCAGCCCGAGUGCACGCUGGGUCACGGCUCAAGAGCUCAAGGUGGCCAGCAGUGAUGAUGCUAACCAGUACAGACAUCAGCUUAGCAAGAUCAUGAAGCAGGUGAGACACAGACUGGCUGCGUGCCAAACCGUCCGAGAGGGCGAAGACCUAUCAGAGCUUCCAGGAGGAAUAUGGGAAGUGUCUCCAACUAGAGAUAAGACUGUCGGGAGAAUAAUGGAGGAUGGCAGCGAAGAGGAGGAGGAGGAGGAGGAGGAAAAUGAAGAUGGGCUUGGGGAGGAAGAAGAGGUUUCGUUGGCGGGGCAGCACGAUCGGCCGCUCUGUUCACAGAAUAGCAAGAUGGUGACUUUCCAGAAUGAUGUGGUGCAUGGAAGUGUGUCGAGAGAACCGCAUCCCACAAGCCCGGACUACAGAUCCACUCAGGUGCUGUGGACGAGAGAGGACCAAGAGGAGCAGAAGAGACAGAGACGCUCUCAGUUCCUGAUGUAUCGGCGUCUUUUCAUGGACAUCGAGCGGGAGCAGGUGAAGGAGCACCAGAGACACAAGAACCAUCUGAGGAGAAUCGCCAGAAUUAAGGCAGAGAAGGAGCAGCAGAGGGAGGAGGAGGAGAGGAGGAUGGAGCGUGCUCGACAGCAGGAGGAGAGCAGGAGGGAGCUGGCCGAGAGGGAGCGCGUCAUUCUGGAGCGGCUCAGGCUGGAGGAAGAGGAGCAGGAGGAGGAGAAGAGAAGAGCGCGAGCAAAGAAAUCCAAAGAGACCACAAGGUACGUCGAGGCCUUGCGAGCCCAGAUAAAGGAGAAGCUGGAGCAGGAGAAAGUCGAGCUUCCUCCACUCUGCUGCUGUGGCGAGGGUUUUUGGGAUUCGCACCCUGACACUUGCGCCAACAACUGUGUCUUCUACAACAAUCCUAAAGCUUAUGCUCAGGCUCUGCACUCAGUCCUAUUGAGCUGCGAGCUGAACGAAGGCGGUGCUGGACUCGGGGGCUUCACGCGGAAAAUCAUGCGCACACUGACACACCACAGCUAACCUUUCUUUUAUUUCUUUUAAUGUGAGGAUGACACAGUUUGCCAUUUCCUAAUACCUCAACAUGGAAUAUUGAAGAAAUAGAGUUUGAUGUUGAUUUUUAUAUUUGUAGCCAUUUUUAUAGUGAAUUUUCUUGUCAUUAUCUUCAAGAAUUAUCUCGUAUGAAGGUUUGUAAGGAAUCAAAUAAAAGUGUGAAAAGUUGCUUCA
Messenger RNA from Pangasianodon hypophthalmus (striped catfish), 1898 nucleotides. RefSeq names its product coiled-coil domain containing 15 (gene ccdc15). Bases 225 to 1694 code for a protein of 489 amino acids. NCBI's taxonomy places the organism in Eukaryota, Metazoa, Chordata, Actinopteri, Siluriformes, Pangasiidae. Gene Ontology annotation, cellular component: centrosome. The transcript has 10 exons. The record is from RefSeq and is a predicted model, not a curated record.